Molecule: messenger RNA, 1374 nt
Organism: Pocillopora verrucosa
Lineage: Eukaryota; Metazoa; Cnidaria; Anthozoa; Scleractinia; Pocilloporidae
Product: contactin-associated protein-like 2
Molecular function (GO): calcium ion binding; extracellular matrix structural constituent
Source: RefSeq, a predicted model, not a curated record
UCCGGUGGUGAGAGUUCAUCGGCCACUGUCAUGCUGCUUUUACCACUCUUGCUGGUUUUUCCUUCUUUGUUAGGAUUGUUGUUUGCCACACAAAACAGCGCUCUCUAUCGAUAUCCAACAGGCCGUGCUUCGUUUGGUAAAUUCGAGUGCGACCCUUUCUACUUCUCAUGGGCAGAGAAACUUACAUCAUUCAUGGUGGAAGAUAAGUUGGACUGCACUUUCCUUUGUGUUGGUGAACCAAAGUGCUAUUCGUUCAACAUAGCAGUGUAUCCUGACUCCAAAGGUCUUUAUCUGUGUGAGUUAUUGGCCACAGACAAGUACAGAGAGGCUGAAAAGGUUCGUGCAAAUGCUACCUUCCAUCACUGCAGUCCGUUGUCUCAAUGUAAAAGCGCUCCUUGUAAGAACGGUGGUGUCUGUGUUCCUGAAUAUGAAAGGAACUCCUAUCACUGUGAUUGUCAGCCUGGAUACAGUGGAACUCACUGCAAACGUGGAGGAAAUCGAACCUGCAGUGACAUCAAACAAUCCUACCCUGGGACUCCAAGUGACUCUUACGUCAUCGAUCCUGAUGGAGAGGGCGGAGUGAAACCUUUUAAAGUCUAUUGUGACAUGACUAACAAGGGCGGGAUAGGAGUGACAGUUGUCAGUCACGACAGUGAAAGCAGAAUGCUGGUGGAUGGAUUUGGUGGCCGAGGCCUCUAUUCUCGCUCCAUCAACUACACGGAGGCUGAUAUGGCUCAACUUGCGAACCUAACAGCUUCAUCAGCUCACUGUGAGCAGUUUAUAAAGUACGAGUGCUACGACUCAGUGCUCCUCUACAAUGGUAAUAUGUACGGCUGGUGGGUGUCACGUGAUGGAGAGAAGAUGAAGUACUGGGGAGGAGUUGAUUCUGUUGAUUAUAAAUGCGCAUGCGGCUUGAAUAAUACAUGUGCAAACGUUAACUACGGAUGCAACUGCGACAAAAAUGACAACACAUGGCGAGAGGACAGCGGCUUCCUUACAGACAAGACAAAGCUUCCCGUGAAGCAACUGAGGUUUGGAGAUACUUAUCAUCAUUUUGAAAAGGGAUACCACACCCUUGGAAAGCUCAAGUGUUUUGGACUCAUUUAAAAAAAACUGAAAAGUGCACUUUAACUAUAUACCCGCUAUUUGCUGACUCGCCUCAUCUAUCGCUGUAAACUCUAAUGCUUUACAUUUGUAAAAGCGGUUUGCAAAUUUUCGCAAAGGAAAUCGAUGGAUACAUUUGAGUAGGAAAGUGAAAAGAAAACCUAGUUUUAACAUAUAUUGCGUUCUUAAUAAAAUUAAGCAUAACUUUAGGCGUUGAAGGCCCAUUUUUACUGCUUGUAGUUUUGAAACGGAGGUUGUCAAUGGUGUGGA